CCUAUGUCAAAGUAUUUCCGUCUGCCGUAAACAAACAUGGCUUAUUCUGUUAACAUAUCUGUUGAGGCUCCUAUUGAAAAUCAGAUACAGGAAAUAUCAUAUGAUGGGCAGGAAAUCUAUCAGAGCCCCCUCUCUAUGUCAGAGAACCUUGCGAAAUUGGCUCAGAAAAUUGAUUUUAGUAAAACUGCUGUGGAUGACUUGAAGAAAGAUAAUGGAGAAAACUUGGACAAAAGCGACGAAGAGUCGUCAGCGAAAGACCCAGUCAACUACCAGUCUUCGUUGUGGCCAUGGGACUCUGUUAGGAACAAAUUAAGGAAUGCCUUAACAGAAGUCUGUGUUUUGCAUGAUGUAUUGGUCAUUGCUAAAGAAAAACGUUAUAUGGUUCUUGACCCAGUUCCACAAGAAAACAUAGAGACAAAGGCAAUGGUGCAAGUGUAUGCAAGAAAAAAGGCCUUAGCAGCAGCAGCAUCAGUUCUUUUAACUGGCGCCGAAAGACUGAGAACUUCACAGAGCGAACUGGUGCGAAAUAGAAAUGUUCCUGAUUUUCACAUAGAGCUUCUAAGACUGAGACAGAACUGGCGGCUGAAAAAAGUAUCAAAUUCUAUAAUUGGAGACUUGAGCUAUAGAACAGCUGGUUCCAAAUAUGCACAAACGGGGAUGUUUGAAGUAACAAAAGCAGAAGAAGAACCACAGCAAGGAACAAGUCCUCCAUCAUCCCCAGGAACAGGACCCUUACCAAAGCCAAGUUCAGCACUGCGUGUCACAGUGCCUAGUGAGCUUCAGGGUGUCGCAUAUAUUGAAGUACUGUGUCAGAAAGAUCAAGAAGAUUUGUGCAGUGCUACAAUUAACCUACUUGGGUCAGGACCCACAAGUACAAAUGCUGAUGUCCACUGGCAACAAAAGCUAGAAGCAGCACAGAAUGUCUUGUUUUGCAAAGAGCUCUUUAAUCAGCUAGCAAAGGAAGCUGUGCAGCUUCAAGCUCCUAUCCCACAUAUGGUUGUUGGAAACCAAAUUAUGGCUAACGUGCUACCAGGCAUUCAACUGAUUAUUGGCCUGUGCCAUAACACAGGAACAGACAAAAAACCUGCUGCUGCUCCACCACAAAAGUCAGAACAUGAUCAUGUGUUGGAGCAUUCCUUACAUCAGUUGUUACGUGAAGUUCACCAUCGUAACACCCACCAUCCAUUUCCACAUCCAGCAUCUGGCCCUCUCGGACCCAGCAAACGGAGAGCUCUUGCUGGUCCUACUGCUGCAGAUCGUCAUGAGCUGCAGGAGAUGGCAAAAUCGCAGACUCUUUUGGAGCAAAUAAUUCAGCAAGCUCAACACUUCUUCAUGCGUCUGCGGACAGAAUAUGUAUUGGACACUAUUGCAAAAGAAGUGAAGGAUCCACUCAUUAUAUCACACUGGAAUGCUUUAAAUUCUCCGACUCAGUCAUGUGUAAAAAUAAACAUUAUGACUCAUGGGUAUGACGCAGUGUGCCGGACUUCUCUCAUUGUGCAUGUGGGAGAGAAGUCUCUCAAAUGUGUCUGUCGUGAUGGCCGAGUAAUGCACAUGUCGUAUGAGCCCCAGGAGUUACGUGACCUUAUUUUCUGUCAGAUCUAUCAGCAUCAGAUAGCUGCAGUGCAGAGCCUGGCGAAGCGCAUGGGCUGGCAGUUCUUAUCUAAUAGCUCACACCUCGGACUUGGUGCUGUGGAGCCUCUAGGAAAUGCUAGUAGCUGCAUUCUCGCCUCCCCAAUUGGAGACAGGAUGAUUGCUGUAAGAUGUGAGCCACAGACAGGGGUUCAGGUUUCUAUUGCACAGUCACCAAGAAAAGACUUCUUCCCUGGUCAGUUGGUGAAAGAGCGGAAGUGGGAGAACUUGGGAGGUAGCUUCAAAGAAGUAAGAUGGGACAAGAUGGAAGGAAAGAACUUCCUUAACAAAAUGGAGCUCCUCAUGGCCAGUCUUACAAGUUCCUAGGUCCUACCGGUGUGUUUUACUGACAUUUCUGUUAUGCAUCCUGAUCCUGCUGAACACAAACAUUUGUACUUCUUUUGAUGUUCAGCUUUCGAUGUGUGAAGGUUCAGUGAAACAAAAGAAAGGACUCUUCUUGAAAUGACUUUUUAUGGAUUAAUUUUUAACUCAGUCUUCUUUUGGAAAAAUGGAAGACUUUAAGAGUGUGUAAAAUGAGAGGUUUCAAUUGAUUUUAAUCGGCGUCAGAAAUGCAAGGUAUCACUAAGUUAUUGUACAAAGACAUUCCAUACUCUGUGCAGUUUUUGGGAAUUGUAUAAGAUGUUUCUACUAGUGCUGUCACCUUGUCAAAACUAUUAUUGACAUUUUUGCAGUUUCUGAGUUCCUUUUCAGAUAUACACAUAUUUAUUCAGUGUUCAUUUGCAUAUUUUGGCAAAAAAUGACUUUGUAAGAGUGAAUUUUUUAUGGUUGUUAAGUAAAGAGUAAUCAGUGUAGUAGUCUUGUCUUGCAAUUUAUCAAAAUUUGGAAUCUGAUGUGUAGAGUGUAAAAUGAUGAAGAACUUUUUCAAUGGAGAAAAAGAGGUUAGCUUUGCUCUCCUAUUUUUGUGUACUCAAACAUUUAAGGUUUGUGUUGAUUGAUUGAGUAUUGAUAACAGCAAUGCAAUUCAAGGUAUACAGAAUGCUAACUAUUUGUGAUGUUACUGAGAAAUUAGGUGCAGUAUGAAAUUGUGAUAAAUCAACGCUGAAGUUGUAAGAAUUAAACAUGAUUAGCAGUAUGUGUCAGAAACAGAGGGGACAAAUGAGCAGAAAAAAACUUUUCAGCUGAUGUUUGUGGUGUCAUUAUGCCAUUGCUUUGAAGCUGAGGGACUCAUAUUUUGUGUUCUGUGUAGACAUAUUAAAUUUUUGACAGUAUUGUGUGUCGCCAUCUAUGAUUGUAUAGCUGAUGUCUUUUGUUAGUCAAAUAUCCUUUGCUUAGUUACCUUAUGUCACACUGUGUAUCAAUUGAGUGGCUACAUUUUCUGUAACUAAUCUGUAUCUGCUCAUUAGCACAAUAACGUUUCAACAAUUUUGUGACUUAUUUCACAAUAUAAAUACAUCCUUUGGCUUCAGUUUGUUUUGUUCUUUUAUAUUAUUAUUCUUUGUACCUCAUCUUUCAUUCUGUGGAUGCUGUUAAUACAGUCUACUGUCUGUCUUCUCUUUUGAAGACAUUGUUGACAUUGCACAGUUCUGUUAGUUGUUUUAGGUUGGUAGACACUUCAGACUAUAAUUAUCAUUGAAAUGUUGGUAUGUUUUGCUCUUGUUAUCAGAGUCAAGAAUGAAAGCACUGCUUAAAAUUUGGUUGACUAAACCACUGUUAUUUCCAAUCAUUGCUCUUGGAAGUCAUUACAAGCAAUAUUUAAAAGAUCUUAAGUGAUUGGAACCAUUUCUUUCUUUCAUGUUUCUGGCUGCUUACAGUAUUCAGACCCUCACUUAACAGGACACAGGUGAAGAUAAGACUGAUAUAGACGAUUUGCAGUUUAAAAAUAAAGAACCGUAUCACCUGAGCUGGGGGCUAUCAUCCAAUAAUUUGCAAGAAAUUGUGAAAUUAUGUCGACCAAUAGUCUCACUGCACAAGAGCUACUAGAUGGAGACGUUUAUGGUAACACAUUUUGUCAUCACAACCAGAUACAGAUGAUCAGUAUUGCUUCUGGAUAUGACAAAGGAAAGGGGCAGAAGCAGAUUUUUGUACUGCACUGUGGUAUUUGUUUUGAACAGCUAAAUAUUUUUUUGUAUUGCUUAGGGUGUAAAUGACUUAGUAAGUAGGCUCACUGCAGUAUAACCCAAAUAAUGAGCAUUGAAUGCAGUUGCUGUUCAGUGAUAUACCUAUUUUGUGAGGUGACACAGUUCACACAAAAAAGUUUUAUGUUUCAUGCAAUGUGAUUGUUCUUUUGUAUAUACUAAAGAUAGGCAUUUAAGUUGUAAACAGUAACAUUGUAUUUUCUCGAAUGAAUUUUCCUUUGUUAAAUUAUGUACUGAACAUAUGAAAUUGUUUUCAUUUUAUUCUGUAAAAGCUAUAGAUAAGAUGUGCAUUUAUCUUACAUUUGUGGAUAAUUUAGAAGAAUGAAAAGUUCAAUUGCAUUUGAAUUGACUGUUGGAGUGAUAUGCCAAUGAAAAUUGUGGCACAGAUAUGUAACAUUUUAACAUAGAGAGAAACUGAGUUUAAAUGACGUGCAGCAGGAAAUAUGUAUAGUAAAAAUAAGCUGGGUUGGAUGAAAAAAAAAAAAGAGAGAAUUUAGACUGUACUGUUCAUUAUGUAUUAUUCACAUAGCUUAAACUGUUGUUAUUGAUCACUUAUUGCUAUUUGUGCUAUUUAAGGUGGUCUAAUUGUAGAGAGAUGGUAAAUGUCUAACAUACAAUGCAAAUUUGGUGUAAUCUAGAACCGUGCAUUAUUUAUAAAACUAUUAAUUGCAAAAGAAUUUUGUUUAACAUGAUAAACCACCAGUUUCCAUUUUUUGCUGUUUUUUUACCUGUACGUGAAGUGAAAGUUCAAUAUUAUAGAAAGUAUGUAAACUUUUGCAUGAUUUGAGAGAGAUAAAUCACAUACUAUGCACAUGGUAUCAAAGUGUGUGAGUGAAUAAGGACGUUUACACUUUCAUUUUAUGUCCAGACUUGUUUUUGGAAAACUAGGCCUAGUUCAUCAAAAAAAUUGGAGAACUGUUUUAUCUCAGAGGAUGCAAUUUAGUAAAAUGAUAAAUCCAUUAUUUAUCACCAUUAAAAAAAGACACAGUUAUACAAAUCAGAUGACGUGUAUUUUCAUUUAUAUUGCAUGUAAUGUAGAAUCUUACAUAUUUACAAUUUCAGCAUAUCAUGGAAAGUACAAUAGACAGUUUGAUAUUAAUUUGUAGCAUUACUGUGAGAGAAUUACUAUACAUAAAAUAUGAUGGUGCGAAUAUUGAGUUGUAAGACAGUUUUAUGUCACAUUAUAUAUCUUGCUUGUAGUCCUCUUAUUUUGUAUUCUUCCAAUGUACAAAUGAAAGUGUGCUGUGAUCUCUCACAUUUCUUGAGAUUUUGGUGUCUGUUUGUAUCCCUUAUUUAGCUUUCAUCGUGUCAUGUCCGGUACAUAAAUAAUUUUAAUUGUGGCUGAGAUCAUGUACUUGUGUCAGUUGGUUUUUAUUUGCUCAUCUGCUUUUGUGGUCCUUGGUUGCUGUGUUAAACAAAAUUCAUUUCAAUUUUUUGAUCAAAAUUAAAAUUUAUUAGACCAAUUGCUGUAGCAAGUCACAAAUGUCAUAUGAUAGUGUCUAUUGCAGGCUGUAAUUAAUGCUUUUAUCUUGUUACAGUGACAUUGUCUCAGCAUACAUGUCAUUUGGCUGCAAACAGCAAAUAAUUAUGGGUGUUUCACAUGUCUCACAAGAUUUAGAUACUGAUCAUAGUAACAACAGCAAGAAAUGCUAUGUUCUCAGCAAAGUUACCUCUGUCAUUUAUCCCUUCAUCUCUCUCUCUCUCUCUCUCUCUCUCUCUGUGUGUGUGUGUGUGUGUGUGUGUGUGUGUUCUUGGUGCCAUGAUUGUAUAUUUCAUGACAUGUUUUUCUACUUCUUUUGUGCAAGAAUUCAUUUGGAGAAUUUAUUCAUUAAUUUAUGUUUCGGUCUUGUCUGUUAAUGUAAAAUACUUUGCUUACCAUUCAUUAGAACCCAAGAAUUGUCAAUAGCAGUACAAUAGCCGAUACUUCAAAGGUGAGCUGCAGUUGGCAAAAAGGGAGGUGAGAUUCUGCUUAUAUAAAAAGUGAAUGAAACGUACAGAAGGAAAUGGUCUGAGUAAUAGUGAUACUAAGAUGAACAAAUGAACUAUGCAUUUUCUUUAGAGCUUCUGAAUUAGUCCAUGUCAUGCUCCAAAAGUGUCAAAGAAAAACAAAAUAAUUCACUUAUAUAUUGCUUGUAGUUGUCAGCAACAGAGUGCUGGACUACAGUGUGAGAUAUUUAGGCCUACCAUGAUAUUGUCUUCUUGUUAUUUUUUAUGUCCAACUGUACUUAGAUAGGCCGGCCGAAGUGGCCGUGCGGUUAAAGGCGCUGCAGUCUGGAACCGCAAGACCGCUACGGUCGCAGGUUCGAAUCCUGCCUCGGGCAUGGAUGUUUGUGAUGUCCUUAGGUUAGUUAGGUUUAACUAGUUCUAAGUUCUAGGGGACUAAUGACCUCAGCAGUUGAGUCCCAUAGUGCUCAGAGCCAUUUGAACCAUUUUUUUGUACUUAGAUAAGUGAUGACUGAAUUUUUGAACCAUUGUUCUGUGUAUCUGUAUGUAUUUAGAAGUAUAUUUGUAAAUAAGAGAGUGUGAUGUAUCUAAUGUUUUUUGUGCACAAUGAGUGUAUGAA
Molecule: messenger RNA, 6288 nt
Organism: Schistocerca nitens (vagrant locust)
Lineage: Eukaryota; Metazoa; Arthropoda; Insecta; Orthoptera; Acrididae
Gene: MED17
Product: mediator of RNA polymerase II transcription subunit 17
Exons: 10
Coding region: 37-1956 (639 amino acids)
Biological process (GO): regulation of transcription by RNA polymerase II
Cellular component (GO): core mediator complex; mediator complex
Molecular function (GO): transcription coregulator activity
Source: RefSeq, a predicted model, not a curated record